Ceutorhynchus assimilis (cabbage seed weevil) is the source of this 1348-nucleotide messenger RNA. Lineage: Eukaryota; Metazoa; Arthropoda; Insecta; Coleoptera; Curculionidae. The record is from the annotation of a GenBank genome assembly.
CUCGUUCCUUUUUGUCGGGGCCGCUCUUGAGAGCAUUUUCCUGACACUUGAACCAUUUUCCCAGUUUUGUUUUUUCAUGCAAGUGACUGGAUAAUAUGUGCGAAUUUAAAUGGUGGAUUGUGCAAGCGAUUUAGAUGAGCACGAUCCAAAGUCAAAAGUAUCUUAGAUUAAGUGUGUGAUUUUAGUGUUUAAAUAUGUACAAAACUUAAUUUAAAAUACCAAAAAAUUUAGUGUUUUAUUGUGUAAAAUCAUGGAAUAAAUUCGAAAGGGCUGGUUUUUCAAUUAUCGUAAAAAUAUGGGUUGCGAAUUGGGUAAAUUAGCGAGCCGGGAUAAUCGGAACGGUAGCCGGAAACUGGACGAGGCCGCGCCCCAGCAGCAAGUCGACCCCCGGCUGCCUCUGACCGCCAAACAGAAAUACAACAUGAUGGCCUCGUGGAAAGGGAUCAGCAGGGCGAUGGAAAGUACCGGAGUUUGUAUGUUUCUCAAAUUGUUUGAAGAACAUGGAGAAUUAUUACUGCUAUUUGAAAAAUUCAAAACCCUAAAGUCCAAAGAAGACCAAGCGACCAGUUUGGAACUUGCUGAACAUGCCACAACCGUAAUGAGCACUCUGGACGAAGGCAUCAAAGGUCUGGACGAUUUGGACACGUUUUUCGAGUACCUCCAUCAAGUCGGCGCCAGCCAUCGCAGGAUACCUGGAUUUAAAGCCGAAUAUUUCUGGAGGAUCGAAAAGCCGUUUCUCGAAGCAGUAGAAACGACUUUAGGCGACCGUUACACCUCCAACGUAGAAAACAUAUACAAAAUAACGAUAAAAUUCAUCAUAGAAACUCUUAUCAAAGGAUUUGAUAAUGCCAACGCCACGACCUGAAGACACAAAAAACGGAGCCAAACAAUAGACUGAAAUUUAAUUUAAAAAAAAAGACAAAAAAUAAUGAGCUUCUGGAGCACACCUUUUGUACCAAACUUCUCCCUCUGAUUGUAUGUUUAUAAUUAUUUUCACCCGUGUGUUCAAAUUAAAUUAUUAAAACAAAAUAUUAUUAAUUAUUGCAAUUAUUAUUAGUGAACAUUUUAUUAUUUGCUCCAAGUGAACCCAAAAUAGUCCUCCAAUUGUGAUCCUAAUAAUAUCGCAUAUUCACAUUUGAACCAAUAAUGAAAACAUGUAGCAUUUGUAAAUACACAAUUUUUUUGUUUUUUUUUUUUAGUCACUAAUAAUAAUUAUUAUUGUUGUUUAUUAUUAGCCAAAAUAUUAUUAUUUUAGAUUGUUGUACCUAUACUUUUAGCAACUAACUGUUUUUGAUUGGGUGAUAAAAAUGUUAUUUUUUAAAUAAUACAAUACAAUAUAUUCCGAAUA